AUGUUAGAUGAUUUUGAUGGUGAUAAAUCAGGUGGUAGUAAUGAUAGUGAUGGUUUCGUCAGUUAUUCUAAUGAAGGUGUUGGUGGUGGUCCAGUUGACCAUUAUCCGAGCAUUUCCCAACUUUCACAACCAU
Funneliformis geosporum is the source of this 133-nucleotide messenger RNA. Lineage: Eukaryota; Fungi; Glomeromycota; Glomeromycetes; Glomerales; Glomeraceae. The record is from the annotation of a GenBank genome assembly.